GCCAGCCUCACUUCACUCUCUCCUUUGUCACUUCACUUCUCUUCGCUUCUCCCCACUCCUCCUGACCAGCCGGGCUGGUCAGCCAGGAUUCCAAUCUCAUAUCUUGACGGAGCAAUACCGUCGCCUGUACCAUAUCUGUCCUAACUAGUCUCAGCGAAGUUCGUGAUUCGUGAGGUAUUUCGCCAAACUUCGUUUUAAUGGCGUCGCUUCUCGCAGCGGCCUUGCCGUCUCUUCAGUGCAUGUCCAGCACGCGAGUCGCAUCAAAUGAAGCAUUCGAAUCGCACGGUCCAACGGUCCUCUCUUCUGCCACUCUCGGCAUAACCUCGGGUCCAGGUUCGGCGGCCAGCGCCGCUCUGGCUGCAGCUUCGGCGUCAGGCUCGGGAGCAGGCUCGGUGAAGGUGAUCUCCGUGGUUGGGGAAGCUGGUAACCUGGUUUCGCAGGGAAUCACGUGUGCUCAUGGCGACGGGAGGGGCGGGAAACGCGUCAAGUACAUGGAGAAGCAUCCCCUGGAGAAACAUUCCUUGGAGAUUCACCCCCUGGACAAUUAUCACAAGGAUUCCUUCCCCGGCGGCAUCAGCUGCCAGACAACAAGCGCUGCCAUGUCCGCACCGCCUGCGCCGAUGCCGCCUCCGCCGGACCGCGUCUCCGCUAAGCACGCUCCGAAGCCCGCCACGUCUGGCGUCGCCUCGGCGCAUCGCGCACCCGCGUCGCCUGCUUCGAAGUUAGCGGAACCAGCGGCGGUACUUGCGGACGGCAUUCCGCAUAGUCACAAUCGCAGCGGCACGGUGGAUCAUGAUCUCCCCCCGUUAGUGUCACGCGCGGCUGUCGUAGAGGCGAGUCCGCUCGGGCUGACGCUUCGCAAGACGCCAUCGCUGGUGGAGUUCAUUUCGCACAGGCUGUCGCAGGGCGCUGGCGACGCUGGUGACGACGGGGCGGGCGACGGUUCUGGCGACGUGGAUAUGGCAGAAGAGGCGCGGGUAGGCGCACCGAGCGGCGAAGAAGGCGGAGAACCCGCGGGACCCGCGCGCGGGAUGGGCGGAGGGGCGGCACAGCGGACGGCGCGCGGGAUGGGCGGAGGGGGAAUGAACAGCAGCAGCAGCAGUAGCAGCAGCGAGGCAGAACUGAGCAACUUGGGGUCGGCGCGGGGCAAUAGCGCGCGGGGGAAUGUAAGCGGAGGACGGGAGGCGCCUGUCCGACCUGGUAGCGCUCCCCCGCAUGGGCAGGCGCAGGCGCAGGGGAAAGGGAUACCGGCGCUAGUGGCGUUUGGCGGACGCCCCGCCAUGGCGGGUGGUGCUUUCCCGUCCUCAGACGGCGCGUUGGCGGCGUCAGACGGGGCGUUACCGGCGUCAGACGGCGCUGCGAUGGCGCUAAGCGCGCCGUUCGCGCCAGUGCCGCCGUCGGACAAGCUGAAGGCGUCCAACUUCCCCGCGACGAGAAUGGCGAUCGGCAGCUGGGAGAGGCACAGCAAGUACGAGGGCGACCUGGUGGCUAAGUGCUACUUUGCUAAGCGCAAGCUGGUGUGGGAGGUGCUGGAGGGCGGGCUGAAGAGCAAGAUCGAGAUCCAGUGGGGUGACAUCGCCUUCCUCCGGGCCUCCACCAACAAGGGCGAGCCAGGCGUGCUGGAGAUAGAGGUGUCGCGCCCGCCGCAGUUUUUCAAGGAGAUGAAUCCGCAGCCUCGCCGCCACACGCUCUGGCAGUCGACGCCGGACUUCACUGCCGGCCAGGCCAACUCCUUCAGGCGCCACACGCUGCACUUCGCGGAGGGCGUGUUGAACAAGCACCUGGACAAGCUGCUCGCCAGCGACCCCCGCCUCAGAGACCUCGUGCACGGGCUGCACAGGCAGGGGCAGGGGCAUGCGCGGACGCAAGUGCAUCCCCGCACACAGGCGCACCCGCCCUCGCUCCCCCACGCGCAUGUGUAUGGCAGGGACGCGGUGCCAGGACCUUCACACAUGGCAGGCGCGGGGGGAAUGGGCGCAGUGGGAGGGAUGGGAGGGUUGGGAGGGAUGGGAGGGUUGGGAGGGAUGGAUGGGCUGGCGGCGCAUGGGCAUGGCAAGCCCGCUGGCUCGCACGGGGCACUCCACUACAGGGCACAUGCAGACCCGUUCGCAUUCACGCAUGCACAUGGCCACGGGGUUGCAGCCCAUGGCAUGGGGCAUGGCUUCGGGCAUGGAGCAACGGGCCAUGGGGAUGGCAGCAUGCACCGGCAUGGGCAGGCGCAUGCGAGCAUGCAUGCGGUGGGCGGGCAUGGGAGCAUGGGCGAGGGGGGAGAGGAGUCUGGGCGAGGGAAGCCGAGGCAGGGAGCAGCACAUGUGCCGCCGCCCUACCCCAUGCUGCCAGCUGGGUACUUCCCUCCUCCGCUCCUGCCUCAGCCCUUCUUUCCUCCGCCCCCCAUCAUGCCUCCGUUCCCCGGCCACCACCUGCCACCACCCCCAUCAACACUAUCACCCUCGUCACAGUCACCAUCGGCAUCAGCAGCACCAUCAGCAGCAGCAAGAGGGGCAGCAUCAAGGGCAUCAGACCCUCGCUCUCCCCGCUCCGCGCCCUUCCCUCCAUUCCCCUACUUCCCCUCCCACCCCUACCAUCCUCUGCCCUUCCCUCACGGCGGAUUUGGGACUAGCUCAUACGAGAGGGAGAGGGGCGAGGAGGAGGAGGCGGAAGAGGAGGAGGAGGUGGGGAUGGAGGAGGGGGACAGGGAGGCAGUGAGAGCGGCGGUGGGAAGGCAGGAGAAGGACGAGGGGGGCGAGGAGGACGAGGAAAGGAGUGGUUAUGGUGGUGGUGGCAGAGCAGCAGCGGGCAAGAGGGGUGGGUAUCCCCCACCUCCGUCUUACCCUCACGUGUCCCACCCCCUCAUGUGGCCCUCGCACAUGGGCGUAGCCCCUCCUGCCUUCUGGCCGCCCUUCCCUCCUUCUCCCUUCCCUGCCUUCCCUCCCGCUCCUCCUCCUCCUCCCCCUACCCCAGCAGCAGCAGCAGCAGCAGCAGCAGCAGCUUCUGUUUCUGUUGCUCCUGGCUCAACAACGCACUACCCAUUCAGCCGUAUGCAUGGCCAUGCCAUGCACAUGCAUCCCAUGCAUGCCGCCCCUCCCCUGCACCCACAUGGGAUGCAUGCCACCGCCAUGCUUCCUCACCAUCCCUUCAUGCCGCCAUCCCAGCACCCCGCCCACCACCACAUCCCCACCCCUGUGGAUGCUAGCCAAAUGGGUCCGGCGCACAUGCACAGCAGCAGCAUCAGUAGCGGUCAUGUCUCGAUGUGCAAGGGAGGGCACAGCAACAGCAGCAACAGCAACACCCCCAUCCCUCCCCGCGGCAACAAGAACAUCAAGAGCAAUGGGCUUAACACUAGCAGCAACGGCAACAAGGGCAGCAACGGCAACAUUCCCAUCAGCAGCACCAGCAACAGUGGCAUGGGGAGUGGUGGCCUGAGAGAAAGCACCUCCCCAAUUCAUUCGUCUUUUCUGGAGGAGGUGUCAUCCAUGUUCUGUGACCCACUGCCCUUCCACUGACCACCCCCAGCACCUUACCACCAACAAGCUGCCGCCACGCCAUGCCAUGCCACGCCAUGCCAUGCCAUGCCACGCCAUGCCAUGCCAUCGUAAUGAUCCCACACCCCACAAGCACUGUGUCGCAUUAGAAGCUCCCAGAUUCCGGAGCGCGACCUACCAGGACCAACAGCUUCCCCGGUCCACUCUCUUUAGCUCGUCCUUGUGUUCUCACUCCACGUUCAGCAAUCAGUUUCUACAGCUCCUAGUUGGGGGAAGCCUUCAGUCGUCGACCCUACGGCAGCACACGUGGCAACAGCAUGUUUUCAUGUAACAGUUACCAGCAUGACCUUGACAGCGAAAUAUGGUGACAGUUGAAUAUUAUAGCCUCGUUCGGCAUCGCAGGUUUGGAGGCCGCUCCAGUAUUUGUUUGAAGGGAUGAUUGUCCCUUGGGCUUGCAGUCUGGAAGCACCAGUCCCAGUUUUGGUGGUCUCUCUCGUUGCAUGUCACGCAGUGCAAUGCAACUUCCAUCGACCUGUUACUCGCCGACAGCAUUGUUCUCUCUGAGAGUCUGAGGCAGGUGUGGCACACCACUCUGCUCUCUUUUUUUUCGCGUUACACUUGGGUUUCAGCUAGGAUUUAGGGCUGACUGAGAAUCGGGUUUCAAAGUUUGGUCUGACAAUCAGACGAAAAAAUUAGGGGAGUCUCUGGGCGAAUUCCUACAAAGUAGGAUCAGAAUCAAGAAUGUUUCUGAUCCUACCAUUUUACGUGGAGAUCAACAAUCUUGUAAAACUAUCGCG
This is a messenger RNA of Closterium sp. NIES-67, 4279 nucleotides long. The record is from the annotation of a GenBank genome assembly. Lineage: Eukaryota; Viridiplantae; Streptophyta; Zygnematophyceae; Desmidiales; Closteriaceae.